AAAAGGAAACCAAGAAAAGGGUGAGGUCUGUGACAAAAAGAGAAGGGUAGGCUGCAAGGACAUCAAGACAGCCGGGAAUCUCCCCAAGAAAAACAGCUGCUCACACACCAUGGAUCCUCAUGGAGGACAUUACCUCAACAAAGACGCCGUGUUGUCACCUUUAGGUGUGGCUCGAAUGUGCCAGCUGUUACUUGGCUGCACCAUAAUGGCCCUUGUGUCCCACAGCGCAGGCUACAGCGCCACCUAUGGAACAUUCUGCAUGUUUGUAUGGUGCUUCUGCUUUGCUGUGACACUGGUCGUGUUCACUUUGGACAUAACUCGGCUCCACACGUGCAUGCCCAUUUCCUGGGACAACUUCACUGUGGCCUUUGCCAUGCUGGCAACACUCAUGUACAUCACUGCCUCUGUGGUCUACCCUGUUUACUUCCUCCAAACAGAGUGCCCUGAUGAGGCCUGUGAGGUCCAAAGCUACCGUAUUGCUGUCACUGUUUGCUCCAGUGUCUGCUGCAUCCCCUAUGGAACUGAAGUCAUUCUAACUCGAGCCAAACCAGGUGCGGUGGUGGGCUAUAUGGCCACUGUGUCUGGUCUGCUCAAGGUGGUCCAGACCUUUAUGGCCUGCAUCAUUUUUGGGGCCCUGGCUGUUGACAAUGAGUAUAAUCGCUACAUUGCUACCCAGUACUGUGUGGUGGUGUACAGCCUCUGUUUCUCUGUCACUGUGAUAGUGGUCAUACUGACAGUUUCUGGAAGGACCUCUGCCUUGCGCUUCCCCUUUGACAGGUUUGUGGUUGUCUACACCUUCUUUGCUGUGAUCCUCUACCUGAGUACUGCACUGAUUUGGCCCAUCUUCAGCUUUGAUAAGAAGUACGGCAUCACUACUCGACCUGAGAACUGCCCACGUGGAGAAUGUCCCUGGGAUAGUAAGCUGGUGGUGGCAGUGUUCACCCAUGUUAACCUGAUCAUGUAUUUUGUUGAUCUUGUUUACUCUCAGAGGAUUCGUUUUGUCUCCAGCUCUGCUGUUUAAGAAAUUCAUUCCUCUUAAGACUAUUUAACCUUGAAGACAGAAAAAGGUCUGACGC
Molecule: messenger RNA, 1076 nt
Organism: Monopterus albus (swamp eel)
Lineage: Eukaryota; Metazoa; Chordata; Actinopteri; Synbranchiformes; Synbranchidae
Gene: myadml2
Product: myeloid associated differentiation marker like 2
Exons: 1
Coding region: 110-1021 (303 amino acids)
Cellular component (GO): membrane
Source: RefSeq, a predicted model, not a curated record